Messenger RNA from Brachypodium distachyon (stiff brome), 1417 nucleotides. RefSeq names its product serine carboxypeptidase-like 19. Gene Ontology annotation, molecular function: acyltransferase activity, transferring groups other than amino-acyl groups; serine-type carboxypeptidase activity. Bases 111 to 1163 code for a protein of 350 amino acids. Gene Ontology annotation, biological process: proteolysis; secondary metabolic process. NCBI's taxonomy places the organism in Eukaryota, Viridiplantae, Streptophyta, Magnoliopsida, Poales, Poaceae. The record is from RefSeq and is a predicted model, not a curated record. The transcript is spliced from 11 exons.
CCCCCGUCGUCCUCCCUUUUGGUGUCACAACCCUGUGUGUUUUUGGGGGCAGGUCCAAGAGCAGUUAUAGAACUUGGCGAUGAAGCACAAGUAAGCCUUGGAGAAGAAAUAUGGUGCCUUAUCGCACCCAUCCUGCAAAUGCUGCUCUGACGCUGGUCUCCAGCCUCCCAGGCUUCGAUGGUGCCCUCCCUUUCCGCCUCGAGACCGGGUAUGUCACCGUGGACGAGGAGAACGGUUCGGAGCUGUUCUACUGCUUCAUCGAGUCGGAGGGCGACCCGCGUUGCGACCCGGUCAUCCUCUGGCUCACCGGCGGCGACCGCUGCACCAUGCUCAGCGCUCUAUUUUUCGAGAUAGGCCCGUUGAAAUUCGUCGCCGAGCCCUACGACGGGACCUUGCCAUGGCUACGCUACCAUCCCUACUCCUGGACGAAGGCCGCGAGUGUCCUGUUCGUCGACUCGCCGGUCGGCUCCGGGUUCUCCUUCUCCAAGAAACACAAAGGAUAUGAUGUUGGAGAUGUGUCUGCUUCUCUCCAGCUCAGAAAAUUCAUCACCAAGUGGUCCUCUGAGCAUCAAGAUUUCCUUGCUAAUCCUUUCUAUGUUGGUGGAGACUCCUACCGUGGAAAGAUCGUUCCAAUCCUCACGCGGAAGAUCUCAGAAGAUAUUGAAGCAGGACUGAGGCCGGCAAUUAAUCUGAAGGGCUACCUGGUAGGUAACCCGGGUACAGGUGAACGCAUUGAUACUGAAUCGAGAGUGCCUUUUCUUCAUGGAAUGGGAAUAAUUUCAGAUCAACUGUAUGAGACGAUCAUAGGGCACUGCCAAGGGGAAGACUUUGCCAACCCCAAGAAUGCGCUCUGUGCACAGUCUAUGGAUAAGUUCAACGGACUUCUUCAAGAAGUUUCCAAGCCACAUAUUCUGUAUAAAAAGUGCAUUUAUGUGUCUCCCAGACCAAACGAUGGCACAACGGAAAGAAAGAUCCUCAAGGAGGAACCUGCUGGAGUACUGAAACACCAACCACCUCGUCCCCCUCUGGAUUGCCAAGGGAGCGUGGAGGAAUGGGUGAGGUGCCACGAUGGAGAUCUACCUUAUUCAAAAGACAUCAAGAGCACCAUAAAGUACCAUCGUAAUAUUACGUCAAAAGGUUAUCGUGCGUUGGUCUAUAGGUAAUUGGUGUUAAGUUGAAAAGGUUGUAGCUUAGAAAAUGUCAGGUUUCCAGCCUCUCAAAUGCAUGAGAUUCUGCACCAUACACAUGUUAAAAAGGAGAUUGGUGUGAUUCUUAAGCUUGAUUUCAAAAAAGCUUAUAAUAAGGUUAACAGGGAUUUUCUCCUCUCUUGUCUGAAGCUAAGAGGAUGUAAUGAAAAAUGGUGUAUGUGGACUAAUCAAGUUCUCAGAAAUGGGAGUGCCAGUGUCAGGUUGAAUGA